Molecule: messenger RNA, 2300 nt
Organism: Sardina pilchardus (European sardine)
Lineage: Eukaryota; Metazoa; Chordata; Actinopteri; Clupeiformes; Clupeidae
Gene: rbms1a
Product: RNA binding motif, single stranded interacting protein 1a
Exons: 14
Coding region: 250-1440 (396 amino acids)
Cellular component (GO): cytoplasm; nucleus; ribonucleoprotein complex
Molecular function (GO): mRNA binding
Source: RefSeq, a predicted model, not a curated record
ACUGGUUAGGCGACCCAAGGUGGAACAAACCUUGGACAUCUUUUACUGUUAAAGUUCAUAUUUAAACGGCAUCAUUGAGAGACAUAACAUUGGCUACAUUACUGAAGGCAAUCCAAGCCUCCAUACAAACCGUGUGCUAUGUGGAUCAUUUAUGUGCUUUAAAGAAACCCGGGAUAGGCUACAUCGACUGCAAUAUAUUUGAUCUAAAUACUUUUUGGCAAAACGAGUCUCGAAAACCAAGGAAUUAAAAUGAUAUUCGCCAACACUGCCAACCCAAUGAGGACCCCGUACCGUAAGCAGCCUGCUGCUAUGACGACUGCCCACCCUAUGGCUCCACCCAGCCCCAGCACCAAUGGCACCACCAACAGCAACGGCAACAGCAGCAGCAGCAGCAGCACCACUGGAUGGGAGCAGCUCAGCAAGACCAACCUAUACAUCCGUGGCCUUCCACCGUCCACCACAGACCACGACCUGGUCAAGCUCUGUCAGCCGUACGGCAAAAUUGUGUCCACGAAAGCCAUCCUUGAUAAGACAACAAACAAAUGUAAAGGUUACGGGUUUGUAGACUUUGACAGUCCAGCAUCGGCACAGAAGGCUGUCUCAGCGCUGAAGACCAGUGGUGUCCAGGCACAGAUGGCAAAGCAGCAGGAGCAGGACCCCACCAACCUGUACCUGUCCAACCUACCUGUGUCUGUGGACGAGCACGAGCUGGAGAGCCUGCUCAAGCCCUUCGGCCACGUGGUGUCCACACGCAUCCUCAGAGACACACAUGGUGUCAGCCGUGGAGUGGGCUUUGCCAGGAUGGAGUCAACAGAGAAGUGCGACGCUGUCAUCUCCCAGCUCAACGGCAAGUUCAUCAAGACAGCAGGUCUCAUGGGUUCUUCUGAGCCGCUGCUCUGUAAGUUUGCAGAUGGAGGUCAGAAGAAGCGACAGAUUCAGGGAAAAUACACCCCCAACGGGAAAGUAUGGUCUCGGGAGGCUGAGGGGAGACUGAGCGGAAUGACCUUGACUUAUGACCCCACCACUGCCACCAUGCAGAAUGGGUACUACCCUCCUCCCUAUAAUAUGGGCAGCAGACUGGUGCCUCAGACGGCCGUGACUCCCUACAUUUCUCCCGUUUCCACAUACCAGGUGCAGAAUCCUCCCUGGAUGACCCAUCAGCCUUACAUCAUGCAGCACCCGGGAGGGGUUUUGUCGCCCUCUAUGGAGCACCCCAUGGCACUGCAGCACUCCUCCAUCAUGGCUCCUCUCACACAGCAGAUGGGGCAUCUGUCUCUGGGCAACACGGCAGCGUUCAUACCUGCCAGCGCUGGGAUGCAGGGCGGCUACAUCCCCCAGUACACACACAUUCAUGCCUCUGCCGUACCCGUGGAGGACAGUUCAACUCCCAUUGAAUCAUCCAGUGAUCAUUCAACGUACAGUUAUCAACCCAGCAAGUAGUAAUAAGGGAUCAGUGAUCAAGGUGUGGGAACAGAAGUAACAUUGUUUCCUCGGAAACAAACUAGCUUUCUCCAGGAGGAUGUGACAUCACAUCCACACCACAUUUUUUCCUGGAAAAAGUUUCAACUGAAGAUGGAAGUAACGUCAGCAAAACUCCUUUUGAACUUUUGGUGACUGCAACUCUUGCAGACUUGGAUUGACAAAGACAACUGGGGGCAAGUUUAUUUGCUGUUAAAAAGUGAAAUGAAAUGACAAGUGAUUCACAUCUUUUAUAUGGACAUAAUUGUGCUUACAGGGGCACAACCAUUCUUUUUUGUUUUGUUUUUAAAAAGUGUGACAGAAACACCCUGUGACCAGUGUGCUAGAGUGAAGAUGACAAGUUUUGAUGCUUUUCCUUAGCAAACCCCUCUCUUGAACUCUUUUUUUUUUUAAAUCGGUUUUAAAAUUAGUAAGAAAUGUGUGCUGCUGUUCCAAUGAAAUGAUAAAAAAAGAUAAGCAAACAAAAAUAGCUUAAAAAAGAUCCAAUCCCAGCUCUGUUGCUUUCCCUUGCUGUGGUUAUGGGGCUGAUGUUCGCAUGCAGUGAUUUGAGUGAAACUAAAAAAAAAAAAAGAAAAAAAAGAUAUCACCCAUGAACCUAGCUGGUUUUCUACUAGGAUGCACUGUGUGUGUGAGUGUGGGUGUGCGUGCGUGCGUGCACCAUGUGUUUGUGCACACGCGUGUUUGUGUUUGCGUGGCUAUGAGAGUGUGUUUGAAUAUUCUGCAGUUUGAGCUUCCUUCAAAUCUUUGCCUUCUAAGUCUGAUGUGAUGUUGUAGUUUUAGGCAAAAAGAGUUGUUGUCUGGGGACCGGGCUCUAAGGGUGU